Messenger RNA from Paramecium tetraurelia, 1752 nucleotides. RefSeq lists its product as uncharacterized. The transcript has a single exon. The record is from RefSeq and is a predicted model, not a curated record. Lineage: Eukaryota; Ciliophora; Oligohymenophorea; Peniculida; Parameciidae.
AUGAAUAAAUCUUAUUGUUCUUCACAUGAAUAAGAGGAAUAAAAGUAUAUUUGUGUCCAUCCUACUUGUCUUCAAAAGGCAGAUAAUAAGCUGUGUUGUAGUUGUUGUUUCCAAUAAAAUCAUAGAGAAAAAAAGGCUGAAUAACAUAAAAUUAUAACAUUGUCUGAACUUGAGAAAACAGCUCAUGCAAAUUAUACAAGCUUGAAAGAACAUCUGCUCAACGAAGUUAAGAAGAACUCAGAAUUACAUGCAUAGAUAGAAGAACAAUUAUCAGCUAUUCUACUUUCUCUAACUAAUUGGUAAAAUAAUCAAAAAAAAAUGUUCAAUGAUAUCACUGAAAAUUCCAGCUAGGUCUUAGCUCAAAAUAUAUAAAAGGCUGAAAAUCUAAUAGAAAAUCCGUCAUUAGAUACAUUUAUUUAUUUUUAUAAGUUCAAUUUACAAGACAAAUAGAAUGAAAUGUAAGAUAUUAGGGACUAAUCAACGAGAUAACUAAAUUAUUAAUUAAAUUAAAUUGAAAUGAAGAGGGAUAUAUUGAUAAAUUAAAAAAAUUUUAUUGAAAGAGAACAUUUUCUGAAAUUUGCUUAAAUGGAUUACUAAAUAGAAGUAGAUAAUCUAAAUAACUUUUAAUUUGAAUAGUGUGAGUUACAUUUAAGUUAAAAGGAGUUAUUAUGUACCCAUCUCAAAUGUUUAGAGAAAGAUCCAUUAAAAUUAGAGUGCUCGCUCUGUAUUUUACAAGAUCACAAAGAACAUCAAUAAGAUAAUUAUAUUAAAACUCUUGCCAUAGUAAUGAAAGAAUAAACAGAAAAAAGAGAACUAAUUGAAUAAUUAACGAAGAAAUUUAAUAAAGAUAUUAACAAAUCAAUUAAGACGAAUUUAUAAAAAAUUGAUAAAAACCAAAACAAUUCUUAUGAGAGUUAUGAAUAAUAAAAAGAAUCAGCAGUUUUCUUAGGAUAACAAUAAUUAAGUUGCAUUUUAAAACCUGAAAUUCCUAACUAUAUUUUUGGUCAUCUUGAUUAAAACCUACUUACAAAAACUAAAGAAUAAAUUAAUUUUAGUUAUGAUUAGUUUUAUUAAAACUUUGAAAGUAAAUUUUCUAAAAUCUUUUCUGAUUAAGUCAUUGAUGUACUAAACUAUUGUACUGAAUUAGAUUUCAAUUCAUAAAGAACCAAUUAAUACAUCAUUAAUUUAGAAAAGGAACUUGAAAUGCAAAAACAAAAAGUUGAGGAACAAGAAAUAAUAAUUUAAUCUAAUACGCUUAACCAUUCAAAAAUUAAAUAGUAAUUAAACACUCAAAAUGAUACAAUUACUAAUUUUCUUUAAAAACUGGAAAAAGAAAUUUCUAAUUUAUAAUCCCUAAAUUUAGUAAAAUCAGAUUUGGAAAAUAAAAAAGUUUAAGAUUUAUAAAAUAGUUUUUAAGCAUCAAUUGAUAAUUUUUAAUCCUUAACUUUUAAAAAUUCAGAAUAAUAAAAUACUUAAAUUAACAAUUUAUAAAAUAGUCUUUAAUCAUCAAUUGAUAAAUUGUAAUCAAUCACUUAAAAAAAUUCAGAAUAGUAAAAUUAGAAUUUUAAAGAUAUUUCUUAAUAAAAGACUUCUUAAAUAAAUUCUGUGUCUAAAAUUUAAAUUUGGUUUUUCAUAAUUGUGAUUUGUUUCUUAUAUUAUCUUCGAAAUGAACUAGAUAGCAUAGUUAAACUGAAUUAAGAGUAAUUACAUGAUCUAAAUGUAUUGAGAUUUGAGUGUUAUAAACGACCUUGA